Mesorhabditis belari is the source of this 1053-nucleotide messenger RNA. Lineage: Eukaryota; Metazoa; Nematoda; Chromadorea; Rhabditida; Rhabditidae. The record is from the annotation of a GenBank genome assembly.
AUGUUUGUGACGAUUUCAAUAUUCAAUUUGUCUUUCUUUUUGAUUAUCAAUGGAGAUAAUAGCUCAGCAAUCAAUUUUGAGGCUUUUGGUGUCAGUGCAAACUACUCUACUGUUCUGAACAACGCAAAUCGGGUUUUUAACGAGAUUUUCACUGUUCGAAACUAUCAUAAAGAGUUGGCUCCGAUGGACACAUCACUAGAAAGCAAUUCGUCAAAUGAGUCUCGACUGCAAAUUGGAGUUACCGUUCAAAUGAUUUACAUUGUGAAUUUAGAUAUGGCUCAACAAAACCUGUUGACCUAUGUUGAAUUGGAAUUGAUAUGGCAAGAUGUGAGACUAGCUUGGGAACCCGAAAAUUUCGAGAAAGUGCCGACUAUUUGGAUUCAUUGCGAUCAAGUGUGGGCGCCAGAAAAUAUCGCUGAGAAUGUGUCAAGAGAAAAGUUCAGCUUCUCGAAUGUGAAGACUGAGAAUGUAAUCUCGAUCGAAGAGGUUUUCCCGGAUCGCUUCAAACAAUGCAAACUUUAUGCGAAUGGAACCGUUCACUACGAUACUAUUCUUCUCAUUCAAUCAGUUUGCUCAAUGAAUAUCGAAAGAUUUCCAUUUGAUCAGCAGAAAUGCUCUCUGCAGUUCACGUCACAAAUCUACGAUAUGAAUCUAAUCAAUGCAAGGGGAGAACUUUUCACAAAGCAACCUGGCGUGACUCCACAGGGAAACGCUGAAUGGUCUGUCGUCAAUUGUACUGUCGAGAAAAUUCACUACACUGGGUACUCGUCUGCAGGAAUGGAUUUAAUCGCUUUUUGGCUUACUCUGAAAAGAGAGCCAAAAAAAUCCCGACUCCAAAUUGAGAUCACAAUCCAGCUUCUCUACAUCUUCAAUUUGGAUAUGGCUCAACAAUACUUGUCAACAUACAUCGAACUAGCAUUAACAUGGCAGGAUGUGAGAUUGGCAUGGAAACCUGAGAAUUUUGAUGAAGUGUCAACUAUUUGGGUUCAUUGCGAUCAAGUGUGGACUCCUGAAAAUAUUGUUGAUAAUGUUUGUCAAAACUUAGCAUUGCUU